UGGUCGUUCGCUCAGUGUAUAUUCUGGUCGUUAUGGCGGAGGGACGUGGAGAGCUACCGCCUCAGCCGCCGCUUCAUCUCUCUUUACCCCCGGCAAGCAAGCGACCGUGCUUGCGCCCGGCUCCUCGGGGUCCUGGUCCGGGGCCUGGACAUGGUUUUUCUAACUCCCGCUAUCGUAGCCCGGAAUCUCUGUUGGACUGCGCUGCAAAAGCCGUAGCGGAGAAAUGGGCCUUCGAGAGGGUGGAGGAGCGCUUCGAACGGAUCCCAGAGCCUGUACAGCGCCGCAUAGUAUACUGGUCCUUUCCGAGGAACGAAAGGGAAAUAUGUAUGUAUUCAUCGUUUCAGUGCCGUGUUGCCGGCGAGGAGGGUCCGGCGGCGGGCGCAGGAGCCCCCGCUGGAUCUGGGUCUACCCCCGGAGGAGUUCCCAGCAGUACGACGGCUACCACAGGGACAGGGGGCACAGGAGAUGGACUGCCUUUCCGUAGGGGCAUCCGGCUUUUGGAGACCGGUUGUGUAGAGAAUGUAUUACAAGUCGGGUUUCACCUGAGCGGCACGGUGACUGAGCCGGCCUCGCCCUCGGACCCCGAGGUCACCCACCGCGUGGCCAUCAGCUUCGACCGCUGCAAGAUCACCUCGGUCACCUGCGGCUGCGGCAACCGCGACAUCUUCUACUGCGCCCACGUGGUGGCGCUGUCCCUCUACCGCAUCCGCAAGCCCGAGCAGGUCAAGCUGAGGCUGCCCAUCUCCGAGACCCUGUUCCAGAUGAACCGCGACCAGCUCCAGAAGCUGGUCCAGUACCUGAUCACCGCCCACCACACGGAGGUGCUGCCCACCGCCCAGAAGCUGGCGGACGAGAUCCUCUCGUCCAAUUCCCAGAUCAACCAGGUUCACGGUGCCCCGGACCCCACGGCGGGCGCCAGCAUCGACGAUGACAACUGUUGGCACCUGGACGAGGACCAGGUCAGGGAGCAGGUCAAGCAGUUCCUGUCCCAGGGCGGAUACUACGGCUCGGGGAAGCAGCUCAACUCCAUGUUCGCUAAGGUGAGGGAGAUGUUGAGGAUGCGGGACUCCAACGGGGCCAGGAUGCUGACGCUCAUCACGGAGCAGUUCAUGGCCGACCCGCGCCUGUCGCUAUGGAGACAGCAGGGCACGGGCAUGACAGACAAGUGUCGGCAGCUCUGGGACGAACUGGGUGCGCUGUGGGUGUGUGUGGUGCUGAACCCUCACUGUAAGAGCGAGGAGAAGAGUGGCUGGCUGAGGCAGCUGAAGAGGUGGGGCGACAUGGACAUCUGCCCCCUAGAGGACGGCAACUAUGGCAGUGAGUUGCCCAACAUUACCAACGCCCUACCACAGAGCAACCUGGCACAGGACUCGCUAGCGAGGCCCAGGAGGACGGUGUUCACGCGGGCCAUGGAGGCGUGUGACCUGCACUGGCAGGACAGCCACCUGCAGAGGAUCAUCAGCAGUGACUUCUACAUGUCCCCGGCCUACCAGAGGGAGGGGGAGAGCCUGCUCUUCAACCCCCAGGGACUGCCCCUCUGGCUGGAUCAUGUCCCCACCGCAUGCGCUCGGGUCGAUGCCCUACGUUCCCAUGGUUACCCCCGCGAGGCGCUGCGCCUGGCGGUGGCCAUCAUCAACACGCUCCGCCUCCAGCAGCAGCGACAGAUGGACAUCUACAAGCACCAGAAGAAAGAGCUGCUCCAGAGAGGUCUCACCUCCACCACCAACCUGGAGGGCUGGGUGGGCCACCCCCUGGACCCCAUCGGCUGCCUGUUCGUCACCCUGACGGAGACCUGCCGUCUGGACGACGACAGCGCCAUGGACACUGGAGACUCAGGAGAGCCCAAGCCCCCUGUCUACCACCACGUGCCCGUGUGGGGCUGCCCUGACGGCGGGGAGUCCUACCUGGCGCUGGCCCUGGAGGUGGCGCUCAUGGGCAUGGGCCAGCAGAGGCUGAUGCCCGAGGGCCUGUAUGCCCAGGACAAGGUGUGUCGCAACGAGGAGCAGAUCGUAGCCAAGCUGCAGGAGAUGGAGCUGGACGAGCUUCUGGUCCAGACCCUCCGCAAGCAGGCCAUCCUCCUCCUGGAAGGCGGUCCGUUCAGUGGCUUGGGCGAGGUCAUCCACAGGGAGAGUGUGCCCAUGCACACUUUUGCCAAGUACCUGUUCUCUGCCCUGCUGCCCCACGACGCCGACCUGGCUUACAAGCUGGCCCUGAGAGCCAUGAGGCUGCCAGUGCUGGAGUCGUCGGCCCCCUCAGGGGACAUGGGGCACCCCCACCAUGGCAUCUCCAUCGUGCCCAGCCGCUACCCUCGCUGGUUCACCCUGGGGCACCUGGAGUCCCAGCAGUGUGAGCUGGCCUCUACCAUGCUCACCGCAGCCAAAGGUGACAUGUUGAGGUUGAGGACCGUCCUGGAAGCCAUCCAGAAGAACAUCCACUCCUCCUCGCUCAUCUUCAAACUGGCCCAGGACGCUUUCAAGAUCGCCACCCCUGCAGACAACCCCCCAGACAUCACACUGCUCAAUGUAGCCCUGGAGCUGGGCCUGCAGGUGAUGAGGAUGACCCUGUCCACCCUGAACUGGAGACGAAGGGAGAUGGUGCGCUGGCUGGUCACCUGUGCCACUGAGGUGGGCCUGCGGGCGCUGGUCAGCAUCCUGCAGGGCUGGUACACCCUCUUCACCCCCACCGAGGCCACCAGCAUCGUGGCGGCCACCGUCAUGUCCCACACCACCAUCCUGCGCCUCAGCCUGGACUACCCCCAGAGGGAGGAGCUGGCCAGCUGCGCCCGCACCCUGGCCCUCCAGUGCGCCAUGAAGGACCCCCAGAACUGCGCCCUCUCCGCCCUCACCCUCUGCGAGAAGGACCACAUCGCCUUCGAGACGGCCUACCAGAUCGUCAUCGACGCCGCCUCCACCGGCAUGACGUACUCGCAGCUGUUCACCAUCGCCCGCUACAUGGAGCACCGCGGCUACCCGCUACGGGCCUUCAAGCUGGCGUCGCUCGCCAUGACGCACCUCAACCUGGCCUACAACCAGGACACGCACCCGGCCAUCAACGACGUCCUGUGGGCGUGCGCGCUCAGCCACUCGCUCGGCAAGAACGAGCUGGCCGCCAUCAUCCCCCUGGUGGUGAAGAGCGUGCACUGUGCCACCGUGCUCUCCGACAUCCUGAGGCGAUGCACCAUGACGGCGCCGGGCCUGGCAGGCAUCCCCGGGCGACGGAACUCGGGCAAGCUGAUGUCGACGGACAAGGCGCCUCUUCGCCAGCUGCUGGACGCCACCAUCAGCGCCUACAUCAACACCACGCACUCCCGGCUUACGCACAUCAGCCCGCGGCACUACGGCGAGUUCAUCGAGUUUCUCAGCAAAGCCAGGGAGACUUUCCUGUUGGCGCAAGACGGGCACAUCCAGUUUGCCCAGUUCAUAGACAACCUCAAACAGAUCUACAAGGGCAAGAAGAAACUGAUGAUGUUGGUACGGGAGCGAUUUGGCUGAGCCGGACUAAAACCUCACAGCCUUGACAUGUAGGCGGACUAGUAAGGAAAUACUUUCACCUGACUUUAAUACUCAGUUUUAUUAUUUAAGUUUUUUGUUCUUUUGUCUUUUUUUGGGGCAAAGUCUUACUGUUUGUCUGUUUGUUAUGUUGCUUUGUUUCUUCUUGUGAGCAAAAAAAAAAUGUUCACCACUACUUGUAUUUAGUCUUAGAAAGAAGACAAGAGAUGAUAAAAACAUGGAGGUGGAACAUAUGGAUGAAACCAAAUGCAGAGUGUCAGCUUUACGUGAGACUAACGAGGUCUCUGGUUUGGGACAGACUAGUGUGGACCAGGCAGAGGUCGAGCUAGCAUGUCCCCGUCCCCCCCCUGACCUCCUCAACCACCCUCCCACUGGCACAUAGACUCCCACACCUCAGUCCCCCCAGCGCUGCCACCUGUCCUCCACCUCCCCUGGGUGUAUGGAAAACUAAAUGACCACUUUGUGGCUUCUGAACAGUGUUUGUAAUAUAUACCAGAGCAAUAGAUUGGCCAUUUUUGCUAAUCUGGGAGUGGUAAUCCACCAUGUGGGUCUGGCAUUGUGAUGUCUGCUGUUGUCUGGGCUUUUAGGUUUUCAGCAUAAAGUUGAAAAAUCAUAGCUGAAAAAAACGUAGUCUUUUUGAAAUUCAGAUGUGUAUUAAUCUAUACCUGUAGACAAUAUGGCUGACGGCGCUGGGUCACCACACCUGAGUUUACCUGACUCCACCCACCGUCUGCCCCUGUGGCAGUGUCACUGCAGUUACAGCUUGACCUGGAGCAUUAGUACUAUUAUUAUACAAGCACUUCAACAAAAUGGACCUCCUCUAUACAUUGUGUCUUGCUUGAGCAAUUAUUUAUCAAAAGUUAAGAACUGUGUGUGAACAAGUUAGGAAAAUGUACACACACAUGUUAGUAUAUUUAAGAUACAGGCAAUAUAGAUGGAGAGUCUGGGGGUGAACUCGUCUUGGCAAUGAAAACCGUUCCAUGUUUGCUUCCACAUUCCACGAGAGCUUGUGAGCUUCACUCCACCAAGAUAGUCUCGAUAGCGGCCUGAAUUAUCAGACCCUCCAUUAGGAACAAGACCACAAUUAAGAAUGAAAAGACAAAUACGACUGAAAGAAAGAACGCGAAGAGAAAAGAGAUGCUAAACUCAGUUCUCAGGGAAAUCACAUAAGAAACAAAACAAAAAGUAGUAGCAUUAAGCAUUUAAGAUAUUGUAAAUAUGAAAGUGUCAAUUCAGAAAAUUGUAAAGUUAUAAUUAUUUAUCAUAACUGUAUGUUUUUUCGUUCUGUUUUUUGGGAUACUUGAAUAUGUUGUGGUGGGCUGGGAAUGUGAGAACGCAAAGAGGAAGACAUUUCUCAGGUGCUCCUGUGUACAUCUCUUUGAUUUUCUUUCUAUAAUUAUUAUAAUUAUCAUUAUUUGUAUGUUUUACUGCUUAGGAUUUUUGCAAAGUGUUUUCUAAGAGGAAGCAUGUUGUUUGGAGAUUAGAUUAAAAAAAAAAAGGCUUAAAGUUGUGAAUGGGAAUGAAACCAGUCUAUGCAGAUCCACUUGAAGCUUUGGUCCACUUUCCCCCCCCUGCCCCCUCUCCCCCCCCCUGCCCCCUCUCCCCGCCCCGCCCCGCCCCACCCCAAGGAGACAUGUAGGAACACUCUAGUUCUGUCACUAGAGUAAGGGGACUGUUAAGAGGGCCGCAGCAUGUUGGUGAACGAUGUAUGUUGCCAGUCUACAUAUGCUGCAUUUUGGGGUGACAGACCUUUGCCUUUUUGUGAUCGAUAAAAAAUGAAAAAGAACAACAACAACAACAACAACAAAAAGACAACAAAAACACAUUUUCUUUCGGACUCAAGCCUUUAGUGUCUUCUCACAAAACUAGUGUCAGGAUAGGGCCUGGCGCUUUAACACGUGUAUAAGUGAGAUCCUCAGUCUAAAUACGAACGACAAACAAGAAAACAAAUACAGUAGGCCACGGUGGUCAAUAGGGGAGCUAGCAGAGAGCGAUUAACGAGGACCAGUGUGUGUUCCCUGUGUCCUCUCGUUUUGUUUAUCGCUUAAAUCCGUUGUGUUGACAUGAAAAGCUUUGUUCCGAGUGAGCUGACUGCUACAGUGUGGUUUCUGCUGUUGAGUUAGACUGUUCCUCCCCACCGCUGGUCUUUCCCCUCCUUACUCCCUCCUUCCCCGUUCAUACUUUGGCCAUAUGACUCUGCCGAGUCAUGUAACAGUCGGCCAACUAGUCUGCCGGCCAGCCUGUCAGUCUAACGGUUCUGUGAUGGCAGCAACAACCUAUGUUGACAAACCACCCAGUCCUGUCUCACCAUCCCAUGCUCCUGCUUUAGUUACAAUGGAAGGACAGAACCCACCACCUGUCUGUCUAGAGGCAUGUCUGCUGUUGAUCGUGACAGGCUGAUGGGGCUGUCCUGGCCUCAGUGCUUUUUACAGGCUACAUUCAAAACAGACAUUAGGUCUCGCUGUUCGUCAGUGCAGCAGCAUCACCCAACAAAUCGAAAUGAACCGCAUUGCUCUGGAAUUUUCUUUCUCUCCCUCCCGUACUCUAAAUGUCUGUGUUAACUGUACCAGUGUUUUGACCUGUCCCUAGACGUUAGACGAAUAAUCGCUGGUAGAGAUCGUUCACUAGUUCAUCUACUGUUUGGAUUUGCUUUUUGUUUUUUUAUUUUCUUAAUUUAAGGGAAAAGUGUUUGUUGCCUCUUUGUGCUACUGACUUAUAAAAGGUAUCCAGUAUUUGUUGCCACAGAAGUAUAGUUCAUCAUCAACACUUUUUUGUUUUGUUUGUGCGACCUCUUGAGCUAAUGUCUAUAAAAGGAAGAUUUAUGACUAUUUAUGUAACGAUACUACCAUUUUAUAUGAUUUGUGUUGGAAUCUCAGUGCUUUUCUAUGAAUAAAGUGUGAAACACGCCUCUGA
This is a messenger RNA of Hypomesus transpacificus, 6422 nucleotides long. It is a transcript of the gene zswim5, whose product is annotated as zinc finger, SWIM-type containing 5. Bases 33 to 3491 code for a protein of 1152 amino acids. The record is from RefSeq and is a predicted model, not a curated record. The transcript has 13 exons. Gene Ontology annotation, cellular component: Cul2-RING ubiquitin ligase complex. NCBI's taxonomy places the organism in Eukaryota, Metazoa, Chordata, Actinopteri, Osmeriformes, Osmeridae.